GCCAUCCUUGGAAAGAAGACACUUCUCGUCUCGUAUGGGGGUAACUGUCUUCGCAUAGUAUUCAGUCAAACCAGCUGCAAGAUGACUGUCAACUCUCCAGACUCACUGCAAGGAAACCAUGAGGAAGCAGAUACCCUUAUAGCAUUCCAUGCUGCCUCGGUCACUGGUAGUCUCCUCAUUCGAGCCUCGGACACUGAUGUCAUCGUGAUAAUCUUGGGGAUGCUUGGGCGGAAUAUAAUAUGAGUGGGAUACCACUGAAGUCGAUCAUCAUGGACUGCGGUUCAGGCAACAGCCGCAGGUAAAUUGACAUAACAAGCAUUGCCAAUGCCUUAGAGUUGAAACAAGCCGGACUUUCAGCUGCACUGCCUGGCCUACACGCCUUCACAGGCUGUGAUUUCACGUCGUCGUUUUACAGCCCUACGAGCUGCUUGAGAACAACGACGAUGGGAAUUUGAUCAAGUUGUUUAGCAGUAUGUCAUCCAGAGAAGAACCAAGCCAAAAGAAAGCGGAGGAGUAUGUGUGUUCCCUGUAUGGAAUGAAGGACGUGAAGGAAGUGAAUCGAGCAAGGCACAACAAACUGGUUCAAAUGACAGGAAAAAUUAAUCAGGAAAACCCAAUGGCCAAUGUAAAAAAGGUUGACCGUGCGCUACUACUACCGUGUGGAAAAGCUCUGUCAAAUAAGACUCGCCGUGCACAUUAUGUGUCUAUUGUCUGGGAUAAUGCGGACUCUCCACAACCAGAUCAUGAUUUGGACCCACUGCAGUACGGAUGGAAGGAUGAACAUGGAUAUUACACACCUGAUUGGUAUCCUGGGCCUGCAGAACCUGACAACCUUUUUGGAGGUGAUCGUAGGAGUGAGGGAGUUGAGAAUACUGAUGAAGACGCCGGCGGGCAAACUGAAGACUUGUAUGAUGAUGAUACUGACAUUGACACGGAUUCUGGACCAGACCAGCGAAAGUGA
Lineus longissimus is the source of this 961-nucleotide messenger RNA. RefSeq lists its product as uncharacterized. NCBI's taxonomy places the organism in Eukaryota, Metazoa, Nemertea, Pilidiophora, Heteronemertea, Lineidae. Bases 473 to 961 code for a protein of 162 amino acids. The record is from RefSeq and is a predicted model, not a curated record. The transcript is spliced from 2 exons.